Messenger RNA from Sceloporus undulatus (fence lizard), 2623 nucleotides. RefSeq lists its product as uncharacterized. Lineage: Eukaryota; Metazoa; Chordata; Lepidosauria; Squamata; Phrynosomatidae. The record is from RefSeq and is a predicted model, not a curated record. The transcript is spliced from 9 exons. Bases 95 to 1093 code for a protein of 332 amino acids.
CCAGCCUUCCCCAUCUCUAUGGCCUCCGCCGCCAUCAGGCGCGCCUCAGACCCGGAAGCGGAGCCGAAGCCCGGGCCAUGCGACGGCCGCUGCCAUGGAGCCGCCGGACACGAGGGUCCUUUUCUCACCUGAGGAAACCCCGCUUUCUCCGUGUCCAAAUGAUGCCGUAAACUCUCCGCUGCCGAAUCUAAUGCCGAGGCAUCAGGAACUCAUCCCAACUCCAUGUGGGCCUAUCAAGCCAUGGUCAGAAUUGUCCUCUCCUGUCAAGAUUUACUUCUGCGUCACCAUCCUCUCCCUGUUGAGCGUCAUUGGAUUGACCAUAGAGAACCUUGGCCAGCAAAAGGAUGAAGAUUUCCCCGUCUCUCUCAUUCAGUUGAUUGGAGUCGUCUUCUGCAUUUACUAUGUGGGCCGGGGGAUCCUGCAAGAGAAUCGCCAGGAGCUCAUUGUCUUUGUCCUCUCAAUCUCACUGGUCAUGCUGCGCUCCAUCGUCAACUUUACAGUGCUCUCCGCCAAGCAGAAGCCAAAGUUGCUCGCUCGCUUCAUCUUGAUCCUAUUGGUCGGUGCCUUUGAUGUGAUCUGUGCUGUCAUCCUGAUCCAGAGUGACAGCAUGAUGGCCUUCCGGGUCGGCGGGGCCUUGGAGAGCCUCCAGGCCCAGUAUUUCAUGCUGAACCUCUGCUUUUCUAUGCUGACCUUUGACUUCCAGGUUCAGCUCUGCUUGUGUGUUCUGCUUCUUACCACUAUCCAGACGAUCUCAGUCCUCCACAUUGUCUUAUUGUCAGUUGGGAUUCUCUGGGCUAUCCUGAAGGUGACAUGCGGCAUCAUUGCUAUCUUAAAAGAGUUAAAACCAUUCACCUGGAUUUUUCUGAGUCAGAAUUUACCUGAAGUGGCUUAUCUGGUCUACCUGCUUUACAUGGUUAUCAGAGAGUGGGGCCAAGGGAAUUCUUAUGCUCUGGAAGCUGCCAUCAUUACCUGCUCUUGCAUCUCUGUAAUUAUCAAAAGCGUCCUGUUCUGGGCAUUGUUCCAUGUCUACUACAGCUUUGGGCAAGGACUGAGAGAAAGGAUGUUUUCUUCCUAUGGAAGAAUUGAUUCAUGAAGCAACUCUCCUUUGUCGAGUUUGAUGCAGCGCUCUUAUAGAGUGAAAAUGUUCAAGAUCUGCUCCUGCCUGUCCCCAGGCCUUUCUUGGGAAAGUGAGGCUGAAAGAGAGACGUUAGGCAGAAGAGCAACCACAAAACUCAAGUAGACAGUGUUUGCCUGCUGCUCCAUGACUGGGCUUCAUAGUUGGGGAAGUGUUUCGCUGUCUGGUUGGGUCUCCUUGCUGAAGCAGCUUAGUCUCAUAACUCUGACAAAUUCCCGAAUUAAUCAAACAUUGGUGAACCGCUCUGAACUGGAGGCCCCAAACCGAAAAGACAGACCUUAGAAGGCAAUGCUUGUGGGUUCUGGUAAAGAGUCACAUCUACUUUAUGGUUGCAAGCCAAAUGUGAGCUUUCUUGAAACUGAAACCGCUGGUCAGAAUGCAUAGGAACCGGGACCCCCUCAUCUUGUACCAAGUAAAACAUCUACUUGAUGCCAGCAGCUUCUACAGAGCUCCUUAAGAAUAGAGAGACUGCAGAGGUCCAAGGCCUAGGGUCUUAUCCAGUACCUUCAAGGCUGUAGGAGUUCUGCUUUAAUGGCUGUUGCAUUUUGUUUCUCUUUGGGGUCUAUGAGGGCCAAUGGGACAACUACCAUCUGGAGUUGCUGUUUUGCCCCAGAAUGGACUCACUUCUGGAAGGAGGAGGAGGGGUAAUAACACAAACCCAAGCAUGCAGUAUGAUGAGAAGUGAUCCAUCAGAGUGAGAGAAAGCAGUAUCCCUGUAGGAUAAAUAAUCUGCCCUCAAGCUUUUGGGAGCACUUAAGACCUGUCAGGCUGGGGAAGACCGUUAGACUUUGGUGGCUAGAGAAGUACAUGGAUCUCUUAAGAGAACCCUCCCUGGCAUUCACAACACAAGGUUCCCAAGGUUGGAGUAGCACAUGCUGCCAGCUCUGAUCCUCUUGGCAGCUGGUGACCCUUCUAACUACUUAUAGGUCUUGACCUUUCCAGAGCCCAAGGAGCUGGAUAUGGAGUCUUCUCUGCUGCUUUCCUAGAAAUUAAACUGCUUAAUGUAAGAGGAAUGUGCUGCAGUACAGAACUUUGUUCACUUAAAGUUUAAUUUGCAAGACAGCUGCCCAAUAUGAGGCUACAGAAACCUAGGCUGUUAUUUAAUACUUAAUACUUGCUCCUCUAUAUGCAGAAGCAUGGAUCUCGGUGCCUAUGCUUUGCUCUGCUUGGAAGCCACACAGUCCUUGGUUCACCACCAGCCAUUGGGUUGACCAUUCCAGCUUUUACGGGCUAAAACUGUGGCAUUUUGCUUGUGUCUGUAUUGGCAUGACUGAUUUCGUGCUAAAGCAAAACAACAACAUAAACUACUACUUCUGCCUCCAGGACAAACCUUCUGGUGAUUUUGUUUUUGUUUCUGGUCCUCUUCUUUCAAAAUAACCAAGUAUGUUUUUGUAAAAGGAAUCUUUAUUACUAAUAUUAAAACUUUGUUAAUAUAUUAAGAGGUUGUUACUGAGCUUGUAUUUUUUAAUAAAGUGUUGAUACCAACAA